Molecule: messenger RNA, 1476 nt
Organism: Lacerta agilis (Sand lizard)
Lineage: Eukaryota; Metazoa; Chordata; Lepidosauria; Squamata; Lacertidae
Product: zinc finger protein 84-like
Exons: 2
Coding region: 1-1476 (491 amino acids)
Biological process (GO): regulation of transcription by RNA polymerase II
Molecular function (GO): DNA-binding transcription factor activity; RNA polymerase II cis-regulatory region sequence-specific DNA binding
Source: RefSeq, a predicted model, not a curated record
AUGGGCCAGCGGGUGGUAGGGGAGACCUCAGCGUCAAAAACCAAAUUACUCCUGUAUCCCUCUACUCACAGCUUAUUCCUGCGUCUCUUCUUAACAGAACGAGAAACUUCAGCAGACACACAGGAGACACAGGAAGGGGUAAGCCGCUGGAAGCCGGACUUGCUCAUCGACCUGUCGGGAAGAACCACCCCUCCCAGCCCUGGGCACAGCCUUGCCCGUGGCGCUGAGCCUGGUGCCGAGUCCCAGCCCAUCAAGGAGGAGCCGGAGGACUUGAUGCAGGAGCUAUACUCCUACCUGGACUGCGGGAAACGCUUUGGGCACAAGCGGUCUCUGCUGGACCACGAGACACCCCACCCCUUCCAGUGCCUGGAAUGCCACAAGAGCUUCGGCUGGGAGGACGAGCGCCAGCCGGACAGCCACCCCCCUGCCACCUGCCCCGAGUGCACCCAGCGCCUGCGCAAGAAGCGCUCCAGCCUGGCUCAUGUGGCAGACGCCCAGCCCUUCGCCUGCGCCACCUGCGGCGCCACGUUCAGCCAGUGGUCGAUGCAGCUGCUGCACCAGAAGUGCCACGGGCCACACAGCCACUCCUGCGCCGACUGCGGGGCUGGGGCAGGGUCGGCGCAGGAGCUCCAGCGGCACCGGAGGGCCCACGCCGUGGUGGGGAGGGCCCACUCCUGCCUCAACUGCCCCCGCAGCUUCCUCUCCUCCUCCGAGCUGGCUGCCCACCGCCGGACGCACACCUCGAGCUGGCCGUUCACCUGCAGCUGGUGCCAGAGCACGUUUGCCAGCCGCAGGGUGCUCUCCGAACACCAGGAGCUGCACGUGGCGGCGGCCAGGAAGGUGCUGCCUCACGUCAAGCUCAGCUUCAGCUUCAACUGGCGGGAGUUCCUGGCGGAACAGAUGAAGCACUGCCUGCACUCCGGCUGCUCCCCGCGGCAGGCGCUCACCGAGCUGCUGCAGAAGAACUCGGAGCUGUGGCCCUACCCGUGCGCCAAGUGCGGCACCCACUUCUUCAACCAGUGGGCCCUCGCCAACCACAGGUGCGCUCCCUUGCUGAGGACGCCCGCCCAGGCCAUGACGGGGGGUGGCAGCGUGCUUUGGCAGGGGCCGGGCGCAGAUCUGCCCCCAGCCGCAUUCCGCUGCCCCUCCUGCGGCCUGGGCUUCCCCCAGGAAGAGUCGCUGGCGGCACACCUGCCCAGACACAGCGGCGAAGGGCGCCCUUUCCAGUGCCCCCACUGCAAGAACAGCUACCUGUGCAAGGAGGCUCUGGCCGGCCACGUGCAGAGCCAUUUCACCUGGCGGCCGGCCCACUGCUACAUCUGCGACCGGGAUUUCGCCCGGCCGGAGGAGCUGGUGGAGCACCUCGGCACCCAUGUGGUGGAGCACCCCUACAAGUGCGGCCGCUGCCACAAGAGCUUCCUGAGCCCCUUCCUGCUAGGCAAACACUUCCAGCAGGAACAUUCUGCCCUGGGGUAG